AUGUCGGCACCUUUAACCCUUUUUGGAAAAGUUGCACUCGUGAGCGGCUCUUGUACUCCCGGCAUAGGCGCCGCUAUUGCUCGAGAACUGGCGAGACGUGGAGCCUCAGUCAUUGUCAACUACCCAUACGAUGGCGAACGCGACAAUGCAAUCAAAGUAGUCCAAAGUCUCGACAAGCACUCUCACUCAAUUACGAUCAAGGCAGAUUUGUCGACGGUUGAAGGACCUGAGAUUCUGGCAAAAGAAGCUGCGGCUGCGUUUGGCAGAAUCGACAUCCUUGUCAACAACACGGGUGUGGCACUAGCACAUAACAUCGACGAUCCCGACGACGCAAAAGUCCUAAGCAUAAUGCAGAAAAUGCUAGAUAUAAAUAGCCGGGGAACCUACCUCCUUACGCGAGCGGUGCUUAAAGUGCUCUCGCGUGAGAACUCCCGCAUUGUCAAUAUCAGCAGUGGCUCGUCUCGUUCACCUGGCACGGGUUUGAGUAUGUAUGCUGGCACGAAAGGUAUGAUUGACGCCUUGACACGGUCAUGGGCCAAAGAGCUUCCACGUAAAUACGGAUGCACCGUCAAUGCCGUUGCCCCCGGCGUUACCGGCACUCAGAGUUUCUAUGAAGCGUCGCCUCAAUUCAGAGAAUUCUUGCAGCCUCAUAUCGACGAUACGCCUGUUGCUCCUCGUGUAGCAAGACCCGAAGAAGUUGCGUGGGCAGUUGCCAUGCUUUGCGAAGAAGAAGCAGGCUGGAUCAACGGCGCGUAUCUGCCCGUCGGCGGAGGAUCUACCAUGGUCUAA
Cladophialophora immunda is the source of this 789-nucleotide messenger RNA. RefSeq lists its product as uncharacterized. The record is from RefSeq and is a predicted model, not a curated record. The coding region runs from base 1 to 789 and encodes 262 amino acids. NCBI's taxonomy places the organism in Eukaryota, Fungi, Ascomycota, Eurotiomycetes, Chaetothyriales, Herpotrichiellaceae. The transcript has a single exon.